Messenger RNA from Daphnia magna, 2678 nucleotides. RefSeq names its product RNA-binding protein Nova-1 (gene pasilla). The coding region runs from base 112 to 1827 and encodes 571 amino acids. Gene Ontology annotation, cellular component: cytoplasm; nucleus. The record is from RefSeq and is a predicted model, not a curated record. Lineage: Eukaryota; Metazoa; Arthropoda; Branchiopoda; Diplostraca; Daphniidae. Gene Ontology annotation, molecular function: mRNA binding. Gene Ontology annotation, biological process: mRNA splicing, via spliceosome; regulation of alternative mRNA splicing, via spliceosome. The transcript has 5 exons.
GAAAAAAAAAAAAUCUUCCAGCUGAUCAGGCCGUUCUCAGCUGCAAGUGAUGGGAGCUCUGUUGAAUUAUUUCUCUUCGUAUGUUGCCGGGUUGUAAUAGUUCUUGAAAAUAUGGCCUCGACCGAAUCGGACACGCGGACAUCGCGAGAGGAUUCGAUUCGAAGCCCCAAAUUCGACGAUGACGAUUCACCCGAGCAUUCGGAGAGGAAAAGGCCCCUCGAUGGAGACUCGGAUCUCAGUGAUAGGAAAAAAUCUCACUUUACCGGAGAUGGGAGCAUUUAUCUGAAAGUCUUAGUACCAAGUGUAGCAGCUGGAGCAAUAAUUGGCAAAGGUGGUGAGACUAUUGCUCAAGUCCAAAAGGAAGUUAAUGCCAGAAUAAAAAUGUCAAAAGCAAAUGAUUUCUAUCCCGGUACAACAGAGAGAGUAUGUUUAAUUAAAGGAACUACAGAGAGUGUCAUGUCCAUGCUGACAUUUAUCUGUGAAAAAAUAAGAGACAAACCAGACCCUAAUGCCAAGCCAGCCAUGGACUUCGACAGUAAGACUCCAGCUGAGAGAGACAAACAGGUCAAGAUUCUUGUACCCAAUAGUACAGCUGGAAUGAUCAUUGGAAAAGGUGGCAGUUUCAUUAAGCAAAUUAAGGAGGAAAGUGGAGCCUAUAUACAGAUUUCUCAAAAAGCAAAAGACCAGGCUUUGCAAGAGAGGUGUAUCACCGUCAUUGGAGAUUCCGACUGCAACAGGAAGGCAUGCUGCAUGAUUCUCUCCAAAAUCGCCGAAGAUCCUCAAAGCGGGUCUUGCCUAAACGUCAGCUAUGCUGAAGUUACGGGACCUGUAGCCAACUUUAACCCUACAGGUUCGCCUUAUGCUCACAACGGUGGAGUCGGUGGCAGUGGCGGUGUAGGAGGUAAUGGUAAUUCGGGCGGAUACUCUCCGGUUCACAACGGGAACAAUGGAGCCUCUCCCUACUUAAACAAUAUGAGCGUGAACCUCAAUAUUGGUGUUGGUCUCUCACAACCCAACCCCGCCAUGCUCAGCCAGCUCAUGGAUCACCUGCGUUCAUCAUUGAGAAGUGCUGGGUACCCGGAGCAGAGUUUAUCGGAGGUGGGCCAGGCCAUCAAUACUUUGGCAAGUUAUGGCAUGAUUGGCAUGAACUUCAGUACGCACGGCAAUUCUGCCGUUGAUAGUGUGGCCAACGUUGCCGGUAGCUGGAUUAAUCACAACGUGUCGGCAUCAGACGGCGGUCAUGGUGUUCCAUCAAGUUCACCUGGUCCAUUUGGUCCCAUUGGCUCGUCGCCUCAUCGCUACAACGAAUCUUCUUUUGAUCCUUUUCGUGGACGUGGCAGCUACCAAACUCCCCUGCCGUUGAAUAAUAACUCGUUUGGAUUGGGUUCGCCCCAUUCGCCGGUUGCUCAAGAUCGCACCAGUGAUUCUAUCAAUACAUCACCAAGGGGCUCAGAAAACUCAAGGGCGGAGUUGCAAGUGGGUGAGCACAUAGUCGGUGCCAUUUUAGGUCCUGGCGGCAAGUCUUUACUGGAAAUCCAACAUUUCAGUGGGGCCAAUAUUCAAAUCUCCAAAAAGGGGAUUUACGCGCCGGGCACAAGAAACCGCUGGGUUACCAUCAGCGGUACUCCGAAUGCCAUCAGCACCGCACAAUACCUCAUCGAGCAGCGGAUCAGCGAAGAAGAGGCCAAGCGGGCUCGUCAUCAUAGUAGCACGACCGCAAUUCUAAAUCCGUCAUCGUCCAACAGCUCCACAACCACCGCCGCCGUUCAAUCCAUCGUUCCAAUCAUCCCUCCACCGAGCGCCCUCCAUUCGGCCAUGCCUAUUUAGGUGACCAUUGAUGUGAACAUGCGCACCCUCGACUUAAACUUGACACAUCUAUCCCCCCCCCCUCCACUCCCACUCCUCAUUUUCCUUCUUUACAAAAUUCAUCAUUAAAGUAGUAGAGAUUUUUAUUUCUUCACCUUUCCCCUCUACCCUAUCCCAUUGAUCUUGACUUAUUUCAAUUGAGUCUAGAUUUAUCAGGAAGGAAAAAGUGGUUGUGCCCUGCUCAGGCUCAAUCAUGCUGCCGUGAGCGGGAGGAGGAAAGAGGAGGUUUACGUUCUGACGAUUUCUUCCAAUGUACAGAGGGAAAAUAACAAAACAAAAGAAGUUAACCAAUUACUGUAGGAAAACAAAAGGAAGUAGACCUGGUUUAGUCACGUGGUGUGGAUUUUGUGUCGACACUUCCGAUUUCUUUUCUUUUCUCUUCCCACGGCUUGCUUUGUUUUUUUGUUAAAAGAAGGCAAAGAGGGGGAGAGAAGUGAGACAUUUUGUCAGACGAACCUGUCAAAGUGCCUUGGACUGUUUGACUUAGCAUUAUGUUGUAAUAACGAGCCUAGACAGGUUUAACAAAAACCGCUAUAACCUUUAUGGAAUGGUGGGUGAUACGCGAUUUGUUAGUAAGAUUAAUUAAAAAAAACAAUCAUUUGAAGGUGAUGAAAAAAAAACAGGUGUAGGUAUCUAUCAAAUCGUGCAAACAUCAAAUUUAAGAUGAGAAAAAUUAAGUAACUUCGUGGCUCUUACAAUCUUAUGUGUAAUUAUUUCUGAAACCCGCCUCUUUCUCCCCCAACACACUCUUUCACUCGCUCGACUUUGUUAUCAGAUACAAAUACAAAUUAAAUCUCGGAUGAGAUAUUAAA